AUGGUAAAUAUUUUUAAAAAAAUCUUUAAACGCUUUAUAAAACCUUGCAAGAAACGACAGACAAAACGUUCGAUCCCAAUCGAAGAGAAACAAAUAUUAUCAAAUGAGUGUAUUCAGCAUGUAUUCAAAUUCGUCGGUGAUAAAGAACUUUAUUCUUGUUUAUUUGUGAACAAAUAUUGGUGUGAGAAUGUGAUUCCAAUCUUGUGGAGUCGACCUUUUCGUAACUUAUCACCGCAACAUCAAUCGAAAUUAUUACCAAUAUAUCUUGCAUGUCUUACACCCGAAGAAAAAACAGCACUAAAAAAAAUAUUUAGAAAAAUAAAGAUAAAAAUUCGGGUACCUAAAUAUCAACCUACUUAUAAAUACGAAACAUAUUUACAAGAACUUUCAUUCAAGGAUUUAGAAGCUGCUAUAUUUUCGUGGUUAAAUUCAUUAUUUCGUAAACCUAUCAAAAAUACUCAUGAUGCGAAUGUGCAAAUAGAACAUUUAAAAUCGUUAUUAUGUACAUUAUUUUUUCGAUCGAGUAAGAAUUUACACAAGCUUAUCAUUGAUAAGCACUUGUCUUUCACGGACAUUCCUGAAGUUGUAGUGUUUUCAGAAACAGGAAUUCUAACUCGACUUAGAAAACUUCAAAUUAAUUUUCGAAAAUCAGAAAAUAUUAUCGACUUAUUAGAAUCUUUACAUAUAUAUUGUAAAAGUCUUGAAUAUUUAGAAAUUAAUUUUAUAGAAUUCGAAAAUAACGAAGCGAUAUUUAAUUCGAUAUCAAAUCUUAUUGAUAAACAAGAAAAAUUACAAGAACUUCGAUUGGGAUAUAUUCAGUCGAGUAAUGGUACUAGAACAAUAUUAACAUCGAUUAAAUCUCAAAUACAAAAUAUAAAUUCAAUUUAUUUCAAUGAAGUAAAUUUCAAAGGAAUUAGUUUAAAAGUUUUGGGAACAUGUCCAAAUUUAAAAAAUUUAGUAUUUUGGAAUUCACAAGGACUUGCAAUACAAAAUGCAAAAAGUUUACAAGAUUCAAAAUAUCAAUUGGAAAAAUUACAUUUAUGGGGACAACAAAAACAAUCAAAUGUUUCAGCUAAUAUAAUUCAGGCAACUGGAAGAACAGUUCAACAAUUAUGGAUAGAUGUUUUAACACCAGAAAUGAUUAAAGCAAUCAUCGAUUAUUGUCCACAACUUACCGACCUUCGAAUAAUGGAUUAUCAACCAAAACAAGUUCCAUUUCUUUUAAACUUACUUAAAGAUGUUAAUAAUUUAGAAAAACUUACAAUAACUAGAGAAACUGUAGUUGAAAUGGGAGUUGUGAACUUUUCUGGAAAGAAUAUACCAAAUAAUCUUAAAUAUCUUAAAUUAGAAUGCGGAUUCACUACAGGACAAUUAGAUAAAUUAUUAAAAACUUGCAAAGCACCUUUGAGAACAUUAAUUGUGGAAUAUUUUAAGGUUGAAUUUGCACAUUUGAAAGUUAUAUCGGAUUACGCAAAGAAUACAAAAAGUUUAAAAGUACUCGGGAUCGGAGGAAAGAAAGAGUAUAGCCGAAGAGAGCUAAAAGAAAUUAAUAUUUUGGAAAAAGAUUAUGGAAUAUAUGUUAUCCCUAUACAUGAAGUUCAUGAUUG
Messenger RNA from Scutellospora calospora, 1607 nucleotides. Lineage: Eukaryota; Fungi; Glomeromycota; Glomeromycetes; Diversisporales; Gigasporaceae. The record is from the annotation of a GenBank genome assembly.